This is a messenger RNA of Thamnophis sirtalis, 1614 nucleotides long. The record is from RefSeq and is a predicted model, not a curated record. Lineage: Eukaryota; Metazoa; Chordata; Lepidosauria; Squamata; Natricidae.
AUGCAGGCGGUGGGCAGCCUGGCCCGGGGCUUCUGCCUGGGGCUCCUGCUUGGCUGGGUGGCCCUUGGGUCCCCAGAGGGCAACAAGGAACUCGAGAUCUUCAACCGCCUUUUUACUGGCUAUGACAAGUCCCGGUGGCCGGUCCAGGGGGUGGACGAAGUCCUCACGGUCUCCUUAAAGCUGACCCUCACCAACCUCAUCUCACUGAAUGCCAAAGAGGAGACACUGACCACCAACGUCUGGAUCACUCAGGAAUGGCUGGACUAUCGGCUGAACUUCAGCAGCGAGGAGUAUGGCCAGAGCCUGCGGGUCCCAUCUGACCUGGUGUGGCUGCCGGACAUCGUCCUGGAGAACAACAUUGAUGGAAACUUUGAGGUGGCCUAUUCCGCCAANUGGCAUCCGAUGCCCACUGACCAGCUGCGCAGGCACAUCACCGUCCCCUCCGUCUUCACGGGAGAAACGGCGGCCACCUACCUGCGGAGCCUCUUCACCUACGAGAGAGGGGGCCACGUCGUCCUGAUCCCCGAGUACAUUUUCCCGCUGGGCUACUACCUCAUCCCCUUCACGGGCGUGGUGGGCGUGGUGAUUGCCGUGAUGUGCACCAUCCUGAUUGUCCGUUGUGUGCAACAUCGCAAGCGGAUGCGGAAGGACCGUCUGUCCAAGGAGCAGCUGAAGAAGAUCCCUCUGCACAAGUACCGGAAAGAGAACGGGGAGUGGGCCAUCAAGAAGCGCCCGGCCCGCCGGGUCCUGGCCCCCGUGGCUGGGCUGGAGGCGCCGGGCUUCUCCGAGAUCCACUACAUCCUCAUCAUCCAGCGCAAGCCCCUCUUCUACGUCAUCAACAUCAUCGUGCCCUGCGUGCUGAUCUCCUCCCUGGUGGUCCUUGUCUACUUCCUGCCCGCCCAGGCCGGUGGGCAGAAGUGCACGGUCAGCAUCUCGGUCCUGCUGGCCCAGACGGUCUUCCUCUUCCUGAUCUCUCAGAAGGUGCCCGAAACGUCCCUCAGCGUCCCCCUCAUUGGCAAGUACCUGCUCUUUGUGAUGACGGUGGCCACCCUGAUCGUCACCAACUGCAUCGUGGUGCUGAAUGUCUCCCUGCGCAGCCCCAGCACCCACCGCCUCUCCCCCAGGCUCAAGCACCUCUUCCUCAAGUUCCUCCCGCACUACCUGGGCUCCAACAUCGGCCCCGCAGACGAGGACGAGUCCCUGGGCGCCCCCUGCCCUCGGCGCUCCUUCUCCACCUUGGUCAAGGCCGAGGAGUACAUCCUGAAGAAGGCCCGGAGCGAGGUCCUCUUUGAGCACCAGGGCCAGCGCCACGGGCUGCAGAGGGCGCCCCAUUACGAUGGGCUGGACGUGGAGAUGACGACCAUGCUGUACAAGAGCCUCUCCAGCCUGGCCCCCGAGAUCCAGGAGUGUGUGGACGCCUGCAACUUCAUCAGCAAGAGCACCAAGGAGCAGAACAAGGACGGGGCGGAGAUCGAGAACUGGAUGCUGAUCGGGCAGAUGAUUGACAAGCUCUGCUUCUGGCUGGCCCUCCUGCUCUUCACCAUCGGCACCCUGGCCAUCUUCUUCAUGGGGCACCUCAACUCGGCGCCUGAGGACCCCUUCCCGGCCCAGUAG